UUCUGAUAAGUCCACUCCUCGAUUGGUCCGGAUCCGCUCGAACAACCAAUAAUUAGCGGACAGGCCUUGACAUGGGCAGAGAAAUGCGUUUCAGCAAAGCUGCAAGACCAGCGGUCAACAAUCAUGCCCAACUGCUACGACUCGGCUCACUGAGCUGCUGCCUGGGUUGGGCUAAGGUGCCUAACCACUCAUGCUCGUUGUCAGAUCCCUUUGCCCAUCUCGGUCAGGCGUAUGAAGCAUGGAAUGUCAAGUGUUUAAGAGGGAGACCGAGCACCUCCCGAACCGCAUCUCCUCACUUUAUUAUCUCUUAUUACACUCCCGGACUACGUUUCUAUUCCACCCUUAUAGACCCUGAUUGUGAUCCUCCCAGCGAGGACCCCGCUUCCCUAAACUACAAACAAGACAUCUUGCCUAGUCAUCCCAAACAUGGCCGCGGCCGUCGCUGUUCCCCUGUCCACCAUCAACGGCGCACUCGGCGGGGUGCUUCCUCCCAGUGCUGUGAUGCAGCACUCUCCCCGCCAUGGCCGGAGCAGAGCCAUGAGCAUGAAGGGCAAGGGCGGCCGGCAGCGAGGGUACAGUGUUGUAGAGGAAAGGGAUGUUACACUCGCCAAGGCCGUCAUGUUUGUGGUCAAGCGGGCUAUUCAGAGAGAGGAAGUGGAGGACGGGGAUGAUAGAGAGUUUCUCGUGGUGGACCCGGAGGGAUGGGUUAGCGUUGCCGACUUGCUGGUGCACUCUAGGAUCUCGGCCCUCGAUGCCACGUUUGAGGACAUCCAGCGGAUCAUAGCGACUGCGACUAAACCCCGGUUCGAUCUCCGGCCGACUCCCAAGACCGACGCCGGGUCCGACAAUCCUACCUCGUGGCAAAUAUCUCGCAUCACAGAUAAGGAAGCCGUCGCAUCUCCUGUUCCGGUGGGAAACAAAUUGACCGCUGACUCGCCGGAUCUACCGGAGUUCGUCAUCUACGAGACGUCUUACCAACGGUACCCCCUUCUUCUGGCCCUGGGUGUCAUCACCCGGGCCCCUGGAGGCAGCAACUAUCACACAUUUAUCCCAGUGACAGUCGACGAAGACGGUAACGAGUCACGGCAGACCCCCAAUGGCGCAGGGGAAGUCGCCGAAGUCCGCGUCUGGAUCCAUCUCCGGACCGCUCUGGAGGUGGAGCCAGGCAUCACAUGGCACCGCAGCGACAGCGGCGCCAUCAUCACGGCCAACGAGGUGCCGAAGAGUCUCUGGAAGAAGUCCAUUGCGCGUCGCCCGGACAUUGGGCUCUUGUUUGAACAUGGCGAGGUCCGCAAAGAGGUCCCUGCUAACCUGCGUGGCAAGGGGGCAAAGGGCAGAGCUCACAAAGGCAAGGGCGCUCUGAAGCGGAAAGGUAGCGGUGAGGAUUCGGGCAGUGCCAGCGAGGAGUAG
Parathielavia appendiculata is the source of this 1410-nucleotide messenger RNA. RefSeq lists its product as uncharacterized. NCBI's taxonomy places the organism in Eukaryota, Fungi, Ascomycota, Sordariomycetes, Sordariales, Chaetomiaceae. The record is from RefSeq and is a predicted model, not a curated record. The transcript has 2 exons. Bases 427 to 1410 code for a protein of 327 amino acids. Gene Ontology annotation, molecular function: transferase activity.